Anastrepha ludens (Mexican fruit fly) is the source of this 2198-nucleotide messenger RNA. Its product is annotated as V-type proton ATPase catalytic subunit A-like. NCBI's taxonomy places the organism in Eukaryota, Metazoa, Arthropoda, Insecta, Diptera, Tephritidae. Gene Ontology annotation, molecular function: ATP hydrolysis activity; proton-transporting ATPase activity, rotational mechanism; ATP binding. The coding region runs from base 79 to 2052 and encodes 657 amino acids. Gene Ontology annotation, biological process: proton transmembrane transport; ATP metabolic process. Gene Ontology annotation, cellular component: proton-transporting V-type ATPase, V1 domain; lysosomal membrane. The record is from RefSeq and is a predicted model, not a curated record. The transcript has 4 exons.
CGUUAGCUUAGAAGAAAAUUUCAUUUAAUAAUAUUUAACAAAGUCGGUGUUUUAAAGACGUUCCGUAAUCAUUUUGUAAUGUCGUCGGAGUGGUGUACAUGUUUUGAUGACACAACAUCCGAGCAAAACCCAUGUAAUUGCAUUGAAAAACCACAGGAAUGCGUUUGCGUAGAACCCCCUAAGGCGUCGGCUGCGGCGGCGGCGGCGGAUGCAGCUGAAGAAAGCAUCCGUUUCGAAAUAGAUGAGGAAAGUUAUGGUCGCGUCUUUGGCGUUUCCGGUCCCGUUGUUACCGCUGAGAAUAUGGCUGGCUCUGCCAUGUACGAAUUGGUGCGUGUCGGUUACUUUGAACUUGUGGGCGAAAUCAUUCGACUUGAAGGAGAUAUGGCCACAAUUCAAGUGUAUGAAGAAACUUCUGGUGUCACUGUUGGUGACCCUGUAUUGAAGACGGGCAAGCCCCUUUCGGUGGAAUUGGGUCCAGGUAUAAUGGGGAGUAUCUUCGAUGGAAUACAACGUCCGCUACGUAGCAUAAACGAACUCACAAACUCCAUUUAUAUACCGAAAGGCAUAAAUGUUAAGAGUUUAUCGCGUGACAUAGGCUGGCAGUUCGAGCCAGGAAAGAUUUCCGAGGGAUCGCAUGUUACUGGUGGUGAUAUUCUUGGAGUCGUACAAGAAAACACCCUGGUGAAACAUAAGAUACUUUUGAAUCCACGUGAAAAAGGUACUGUGCUAUUUAUAGCACCCCCUGGUCAAUACACUGUGGAAGAUAUUGUACUAGAAACGGAAUUCGAUGAUAUUGUAACCGAGCACACCAUGUUACAAGUAUGGCCCGUGCGUCAACCUCGUCCUGUUGUUGAAAAGCUGCCAGCCAAUCAUCCAUUGUUAACCGGACAACGUGUAUUGGACUCGCUGUUCCCAUGCGUCUUGGGUGGCACCACUGCCAUACCGGGGGCGUUUGGAUGUGGCAAAACCGUUAUUUCGCAGGCAUUAUCCAAAUACUCCAACUCUGACGUCAUUGUUUAUGUUGGUUGUGGCGAGCGUGGCAACGAGAUGUCUGAAGUAUUGCGCGAUUUCCCCGAAUUGUCUGUUGAAAUUGACGGUGUCACCGAGUCCAUCAUGAAGCGUACCACUCUGGUGGCCAACACCUCCAACAUGCCUGUCGCUGCUCGUGAAGCCUCCAUUUACACCGGUAUCACACUAUCCGAAUACUUCCGUGAUAUGGGUUACAACGUAUCUAUGAUGGCUGAUUCCACCUCCCGUUGGGCCGAAGCUCUUCGUGAAAUUUCUGGUCGUUUGGCUGAAAUGCCUGCCGAUUCUGGUUACCCCGCCUACUUGGGUGCUCGUCUCGCCUCCUUCUACGAACGUGCUGGUCGUGUCAAAGCUUUGGGUAACCCCGAACGUGAGGGCUCCGUUUCUAUUGUCGGUGCUGUAUCGCCACCCGGUGGUGAUUUCUCCGAUCCGGUUACCUCUGCCACGCUGAGUAUUGUACAGGUGUUCUGGGGCUUGGACAAGAAGUUGGCACAACGCAAGCACUUUCCGUCAGUGAAUUGGUUAAUCUCAUACUCGAAAUAUAUGCGUGCGCUAGACGAAUAUUACGAGGAAAAUUUUCCUGAGUUUGUUGCUUUACGCGUAAAGGUAAAGGAGAUAUUGCAGGAGGAGGAGGAUUUGUCGGAAAUCGUCCAGCUGGUAGGCAAAGCAUCACUGGCCGAAACGGACAAAGUGACACUGGAGGUGGCAAAGCUAAUUAAAGACGAUUUCCUGCAACAGAAUUCAUAUUCAGAAUAUGACCGUUUUUGCCCUUUCUACAAGACGGUGGGCAUGCUGCACAAUAUAAUCACUUUCUACGACCAGUCGCGCAAUGCAAUCGAAAUAACAGCAUCGGAUGAGAAUCGGGUUACAUGGACCGAAAUACGUCAGGAAAUGGGAAAUAUACUGUACGAGCUGUCGUCAAUGAAAUUUAAGGACGCACACAAAGAUGGUGAACGCAGAAUUAGGCGUGAAUAUAAAAAAUUGAACGAUGAAAUAAAUUUGGCAUUUAACCGGCUAUUGGAAUGAAUUGAUUCAGUAGACCUCGUUAAAUUUACUGCAUUACAUGUUUUAAUUUUUAUCAAUUAUUUAUUGUUCCAUCUACUAAUUUCAAAUAGCGUUUGAUUAUAAAUUUAUUUGCAAUCAAAAUACACGCAAAACCUUCUGACGGCGUU